Molecule: messenger RNA, 13544 nt
Organism: Drosophila ficusphila
Lineage: Eukaryota; Metazoa; Arthropoda; Insecta; Diptera; Drosophilidae
Gene: NaCP60E
Product: sodium channel protein 60E
Biological process (GO): neuronal action potential; sodium ion transmembrane transport; membrane depolarization during action potential
Cellular component (GO): plasma membrane; voltage-gated sodium channel complex
Molecular function (GO): protein binding; voltage-gated sodium channel activity
Source: RefSeq, a predicted model, not a curated record
CAAGUGCAUUCAGUGCGAGGAAAAUUCUUCAGCGCCCAAAAAUAGAGUGAAAUGUGUGCUGCAUGUUGUUGUUGCUGCUGCUGCUGAGGGGCGGGGGGAGGGGCCACGGUUGAAACUAACCUACAUUUUCGCGCUCUUUCGCACGCUUUUGCGCACACACACACGCGGGCAGGGAGGGCACUCGGCUGUCUCGCUCGCACUCACUAUUUGGACAGCGAAAGAAAUCAACAGUAAAUUGUAAUAACACUUCUCAGUCCGCUGGUGUGUGUUUGUGUGUGUGUGUCGAACAAUGUGCGUGCCCGAAGUUUUUGCUUUGCGUUGUUUCUGUUUCUGUUUUUGUUGCUGGUGCCGUUGGCCCACCCCCAUUCCACCCACAUUGUUGCACAGUUGCGACUAAAUAAAAAUGUAAUUAAUGUAAAAUAAAAUCAAAUAAAACAGCAGCUUGAACAGAAGCAGCAACAACAGGAUCGGGAAUAGAGUAGGUGUGCCAGUGUUGAGAAGUGGAAGUGUAAGAGUGGUUGGCGAAAGGAAAGUGAAGUGCAAUAGUGUGUGUGUGCGUGUGUUGCAGGCCCAAGAAAGUGAAAUACGAAAAUAGAAAUAGAAAUAGAAAUAGCCGUAGUGCAAGCACACAAGCGAUUACAUAAAGCCCUGCUAUCAUCCCGGAACAUCCACCAGCAAGGACAAGAACUGCAGCCAGCGGAGAGUAAACAACCUACGGCUAAUGUUUAAAGACGCAUCGCAAAAUGUAAAGCAAUAAUCAACACAACAAAGCCAAAGCCCACAAUAGAAGCAGAAGCCGAGGAGCGAGAAGGCGAGGCGGCGAGCCGAGGCGAUGCCAAAUGCCAUUAUUGGAAACUGUCAUAGUCGUAGGAUUUGCAUAGCAUAGCAAUAGCAAUUGUGAUAGCAAUAGGCACCAUGAGAGCCCCCAGCGUGAUAAGCACCACGACAACAGCAUUAGCAAUAGUAGGCACUACGCACAAAAUGGUUAACAAAGGGAACGGUGACAAUAUUCACGGUAAACUGAGCGAUCCGCUCGCCUGAAAAGUGAGACAGACAUAUGCAGACCAGUGUUCGAAAAUCGAGUGAGAAGCAAGCCAAGAGAGAGCAAGCCAUGCAGCUGCCCUAAGGACAUUAGCAAGGACGCAGACCAACAGAAACCAGAGGUAGCAGCAGCAGCAGCAGCAGCAGCAGUAACCAACCAAACGACGACAAUCAGUCAAGAUGAGUGAUGAUCAAACGGCGUCCAACGAUGAGAAAGCUGUCGCCAAGCACCAGGUCGUCGCGUACACGCAGAAGUCGCAGGUCAAGCACGAGAACCGGCACAUCCAGCUGGUGCGGGAGUACGGCUUCCACCCGCGCACCAAGGCCUCCGUGGAGGAUGGCGACGUACUGCCCCGCAAGUUCGAGCCCUUUCCGGAGCACAUGUACGGCAAGCCGCUGGAGGAGAUCGACACCUUCAUCUACGAGGAGACCUUUUGCGUGGUUUCAAAACGGUUCCGCAAGAACUACAUCCACCGCUUCACAGGAACCAAAAGCCUAUUCCUCUUCUACCCAUGGAGCCCAGCACGGCGCGUGUGCGUCUACAUUGCCACUAACCAGUUCUUCGACUACUGCGUCAUGGCCACCAUCCUGUUUAACUGCAUCUUUCUGGCCAUGACGGAAACCGUGGAGGAGGCGGAGUACAUCUUCCUGGCCAUAUACUCCAUCGAAAUGGUCAUCAAGAUCAUUGCUAAGGGAUUUCUGCUCAACAAGUACACGUAUCUGCGCAACCCGUGGAACUGGCUGGACUUUGUGGUGAUCACCAGCGGGUACGCCACUAUUGGCAUGGAGGUGGGUAACCUGGCGGGGCUGCGUACCUUUCGCGUGCUGCGCGCCCUCAAGACGGUGUCCAUUAUGCCCGGAUUGAAGACGAUCAUCAACGCGCUGCUGCACUCCUUCCGCCAGCUGGCGGAGGUCAUGACCCUGACCAUCUUCUGCCUCAUGGUCUUCGCCCUCUUCGCCCUGCAGGUCUAUAUGGGAGAGUUGCGCAAUAAGUGCGUGCGCCAGGUGCCCACCGACUGGACAAACGUCUCGCACGCAGACUGGCAGAUCUGGGUCAACGACACCGACAACUGGCUGUAUGACGAGGAUGAGCUGCCCGUGUUGUGCGGCAACUUGACCGGUGCCCGCCACUGCCCCUUCGAGUACGUGUGCCUCUGCGUGGGCGAGAACCCGAAUCACGGCUACACCAACUUUGACAAUUUUAUGUGGUCCAUGCUGACGACGUUUCAGCUGAUCACACUUGACUACUGGGAGAACGUCUACAAUAUGGUACUGGCUACGUGUGGCCCCAUGAGCGUAUCAUUCUUCACAGUGGUAGUGUUCUUUGGUUCAUUCUACCUGAUCAACCUGAUGCUGGCUGUUGUGGCUCUUAGUUACGAAGAGGAGGCAGAGAUUACAAACGAGGAACGAAAAAAAGACCUUCUUGACCAUCGAGACGACUCCACGUUCAGCUUCGAUCCCUCCGUGCUGAACGUAAAGAAACUAAACAAGAACAACAAAAAGAAAAUCGACUCCCGAAAGGGCGUGCUACUGGCCUCGUACAGCAAGAAAAAGACGCGGCGAAAAAAAGCCAAGGGAGGAAAGGAGGGCGGCACCAAUGGCAACGGGAGCGGCAGCAACGGGAACGACCCUAAAUCCCCCUCAGCCACGCCCAGUCCGCGCCCAAGUCCCCGCCACAGUGCCACAGAACGGCCAUCGGCGCUCACUCUGCAGGCCCAGAAACAGUACCAGCAGAUGGAGAAGGAGCACCAGCUGGCCAAGACGACUGGUGGCGACACCAAUACUGCCGCCACGGCCACGCCUAAGGCGCGCAUCAGCUUUCAGGACAGCGGCGUGGGCGUGAAAAACCCGAACAUGCUGUACCCCUCGGACUACAAGGGUCAGCUUAUCGCCAGCAGCCGACAAGCGAGCUCAAACUCCAGUGGUGUGAACCGCGAGUCCUCGCAGGACGACUCCGGUGUAGUGGACGAUCACGAGGAGCAGGAUGCGACAAACGAGCUGGGGCACGUAUCUACCGUGGAGUUGGCACUUUCUCCUCGCGAGGUGCGGCUCAUUAAGUGCAACGGGAACAUAGCCCGCAUAAGGAACCACAAUGUGUAUGCCCUGCACCAAGAAUUCUCCUCGGAGGUGGUGGUAAUCGACGAUUUGCCUGAUCGGAACUGCGAUAGAUGUGUUCAUUGGUGUACCGACUACGAGAGCUGGCUUCAGUUCCAAAACUGCCUUUAUAAAGUUGUGCGGGAUCCUCUCUUUGAGCUGGCUAUCACUCUGUGCAUCGUCUUAAACACCGCAUUCUUGGCCAUGGAACACCAUGGCAUGAGCGAGAGUUUUCGCAACGCCUUAGAUGUGGGAAACAAAGUAUUUACGUCCAUUUUCACGUUUGAGUGCAUUGUGAAGUUGAUGGCGCUAUCCAAAGACUUUUUUCUGUGCGGCUGGAACAUUUUUGAUCUGCUCAUCGUCACGGCCAGUUUAUUAGACAUCAUCUUUGAGCUGGUCGAUGGUUUGAGUGUCUUGCGUGGCUUGCGAUUGCUAAGGGUUUUAAAACUAGCCCAAUCGUGGACUACAAUGAAGGUGCUUCUCAGCAUUAUAAUCUCAACGAUCGGCGCCCUCGGCAACCUCACGCUAAUCUUGGUCAUCGUCAUCUACAUUUUCGCCGUCAUUGGCAUGCAAUUGUUUUCCAAAGACUAUACGCCCGAAAAGUUCGACCCCGAUCCAGUUCCAAGAUGGAAUUUCAAUGACUUCUUUCACUCGUUCAUGAUGAUCUUCCGCAUUCUGUGCGGUGAAUGGAUCGAGCCCCUCUGGGAUUGUAUGCGUGCCGAGGAGGAGCAAGGAGCCUCCACCUGCUUUGCCAUAUUUCUGCCGACGUUGGUCAUGGGAAAUUUCAUGGUGCUUAACUUGUUUUUGGCCUUGUUGCUCAACAGUUUCAACUCUGAGGAACUCAAAUCGAAGAAAGAGGAAGUGGGCGAGGAGUCAAAGUUGGCGAGGAGCAUCGAACGCGUGCGCGACCUAAUUCGUAAGAAGCGACAGGAGCGCAAGGAUCGCAAGGAGCGUAAGUUUGCGGAAAAGUUCCAGCAGAUCGUACUGGACGCUCAGCAGGCGCAUGCUCAGGCUCACCCCCAGCAGACUGCCGUGAGUCUGGAGCGGGGCGAGAAACCGGGUGUGCUGGCAGAGACCAAGUUCCACAGACUGAGCUAUCAGGAAUCAAUGAAUCGGCCAGUCUCCGGUUCAGACUUCGGAUUCCAGAUCCCCCUGCACGACGGCUUGCACACCAUUGUCGAUGGUCUCGAGUAUGACGACACGGGAGACUUGCCAGAGCAGAUUCAGCUGCAGGCGCAUCCACUGCCACCCACGUCUGACUCGCUGCCACCCACCUACGAGAGCGCCAUGAUGGCUGCCGCGGCGGCUGCCAAUGGAAAUGGGAACGGAAACGGGAACGGUCAAAAUCUGACCCCUUUCGUCCACGCAGAACGCCGGCUGCAGCACCAAAUCUCGUCGGGAGUGAGCACCCAGCAAAACGACUCUCGGGACGAGGCGACCUACACAGAGUCCAUCGAGCUGCGCCUGCUGGGCCAAUACAACUCCACGGACACGGAUCCGUAUGCGAACGACCAGCGGAGCGGCUGUGGCUCCUUUAACCGCGGCGACUCGCUGCAAGAUAACUCCUCGCGGCGCUACGGAAGCGAAGAGCACGACGAGGCCUACCUCAAGUACCAGAAGUCCCUGCUGACUCGAUCGCCGAGCUACCGCAAGUCGCUGGACCGUCUUUCGCAGUCUAGCGGGCAAUCGCAACGGUCGUUGCUCAAGUCGGAGGAGGCCGAGAUGCGGCGAAAUUCGAGCGGCCAGUCGCUGAACUCCAUAUCGAUCGAGCAGGACGAGCUGCUCUCGCAGCAGGGCAAUCUGCGGGAAGAGCUGCUCAAUUGCGACCAAAAGGAGCUCUUUCAGUUCCUGCAGGAAGAGGACGAAAUUCAGAAGGGGACCAACCUGAGCUGUAUAUCGAACGCCAUUAGGUCGCGCCGCCCCUCCAGUCAAAUGGGACAGCCAGAUAGCGAAGCACUGGUUGAGCACUCUGAGUUUGACAACAUCAUUCAGAGUUUCGAGAAGGAGCUGGAGGAGAUCAAGCGCUCAACGACGUCAUUGGAACGCAAGCUGUCUAACCUCUCAGAGCCCUCGCCGGCAGCCGACGAGGCCACAAAGGCCAUCAUGGAGCACAUUGCCAUCAUCACGGGUGCCUCAGAGCGCUCGGCCGCCGACGAGGUGGUGCACCCGUUGAAUCCCUACGACAGCUACGACUUGUCAACCGUGCCACGGCGUUCGCAGUCUGUCAGCGCAGCAGCUCAGCGCCAGUCCGUGAAACUGAAGCGGCGCAGCCUGGAGAAGCAGCGCAAAAUCGACGAGGACUUCAGCAUCUCCAACGAGAUACGCAAAAUCUGUGAUCAAAUUCACGCCCCUUUCGUGGCCAUGGAAGCCAUGGCCGUGGCCGCCACCAGCGCCAGCCAGACGACCCAGUCGAAUCAGUCGCCCUUCCUCCGACGCAAAAUCGAUCCCUUCACGGUGCAGUUUGAUCGCUUCAAGCGCCUUUCCCUAAUCGAGCGCGUGGAGGAAUUACCCGAGGAGGAAAAGCCCAUAUCGACACUGCGCAUCGAGUCGGAGAAAAUGCCGCGCAAGUUUCUCCACGGUCACGACCAGCUGCGCCUGGACAGCCUCUCACUGAAAAGCACGAACUCGUAUGAAAACCUUUUGAUCCAGAAGCAGAAGCUGGGGAUGGCCACGCCUCCCGCCGUUCCCGCCACGCCGCCCACCUCCUUAAAAUCGAGCAUAGAGCCACCGACACUGGCGCAAAUUUCAUCGCUAAAGACCACCCCGCCGCUGGCUGCUCUGACUGAGCACCAGCAGCACUUUCAUGCCACGAGCAUCCAAGCAGCACCCACUCACGGCCACGCCCACGCCCAUGCCCAUGCCCACUCCCACUCGCAGGCACACGCGCAUGCAGGGGCUGGGCCGCGGCGACGCCCGGAGCAUCCACAAUCGACGCUAGACAAAGCCGCAUCCUUCCAGUCCGCGCGCACCGAGUCGCACAGCUCGGGAGCGGCCGACACGAGCUCGGCCUUGGCCCUGGCCAUGGCCCAGAAGACUGAGCAGUCGCAGUCGGCGGCGCCAGAGGCCACGCAGAAGCCGUCGGCAUUCACGCGACUGACCGAAAAACCAUGGCAUUGUUUGGUUUCCUACGUAGACGAUCUCACUGUCGGUGGGAGACGUAACUCGCAGGGAGCUUACAAUGAUCCCAUGACUUUUCCGAGCUACGGGGCCAACAAGGCACCCAAGGUGCCCGACGACUGCUUUCCGCAGAAGUGCUACGAUCACUUCUAUUUCCGCUGUCCCUGGUUUAUGAGCUGCAUGGACACGCAAAGCGCCAAGCACUGGACGCGAGUGAGGACGGCUGUCUUGACGGUUGUCGAUACUCCGGCCUUUGAGUGGUUUGUGUUGGUGCUGAUCUUUGCGUCGAGUAUCACGCUCUGCUUCGAGGACAUCAACCUGGACAAGAACAAGACGCUGAAGCGCGUGCUCUACUGGAUCAACUUCUCCUUCUGUCUGAUUUUCGUCGUGGAGAUGGUACUCAAGUGGCUGGCCCUGGGCUUCUCCAAAUACUUCACCAGCUUCUGGACCAUUCUCGACUUUAUUAUAGUGUUUGUAUCCGUUUUCUCGCUGCUCAUUGAGGAAAAUGAGAACCUUAAGGUGCUGCGCUCGCUACGCACCUUGCGAGCAUUGCGCCCGCUGAGAGCCAUCUCUCGGUGGCAAGGAAUGCGGAUUGUAGUAAACGCUCUCAUGUAUGCAAUACCAUCAAUUUUCAAUGUGCUUUUGGUUUGUUUAGUUUUUUGGUUGAUCUUCUCAAUAAUGGGUGUUCAGUUCUUUGGUGGUAAAUUUUUCAAGUGCGUUAAUGAGAUGGGCGAGCUACUGCCGAUUACUGAGGUGAACGACAAGUGGGACUGCAUCGAGCAGAACUACACGUGGAUCAACUCCAAGAUCACGUUCGACCACGUGGGAAUGGGCUAUCUGGCCCUGCUUCAAGUGGCCACCUUUGAGGGCUGGAUGGAGGUGAUGGCCGAUGCCGUGGACGCCCGCGGAGUGGACUUGCAGCCGCAGCGAGAAGCGAACCUAUAUGCGUAUAUUUAUUUUGUUAUAUUUAUUGUGUGCGGGUCGUUCUUCACACUCAAUCUGUUCAUUGGAGUUAUCAUUGAUAACUUCAACAUGCUCAAGAAAAAGUAUGAAGGAGGAGUGUUGGAAAUGUUUCUCACCGAAUCUCAAAAACACUAUUACACGGCUAUGAAAAAAUUGGGACGAAAGAAACCACAGAAAGUUAUUAAGCGACCUAUAAAUCAUUUUUUAGCUAUGUUUUAUGAUUUAUCCAAUUCGAGAAGGUUCGAGAUCGCGAUCUUUGUACUGAUUUUUCUCAACAUGCUUACCAUGGGCAUCGAGCACUACGAUCAGCCGCACGCGGUCUUCUUCAUCCUGGAAGUGAGCAACGCCUUCUUCACCACGGUCUUUGGCCUCGAAGCAAUUGUGAAGAUUGUGGGCCUGCGUUACCACUACUUCACGGUGCCGUGGAAUGUGUUCGAUUUUCUGCUGGUGCUGGCCUCCAUAUUUGGAAUUCUGAUGGAGGACAUCAUGAUCGACCUGCCCAUCAGUCCGACGCUGCUCCGCGUGGUCCGAGUCUUCCGCAUCGGACGCAUCCUGCGCCUGAUCAAGGCCGCCAAGGGAAUCAGGAAGCUGCUGUUCGCACUGGUGGUGUCGCUGCCCGCCCUCUUCAACAUCGGAGCCCUGUUGGGUCUGAUCACCUUUAUCUACGCGAUCCUGGGCAUGUCGCUGUUCGGAAACGUGAAGCUCCAGGGUGCCCUCGACGACAUGGUGAACUUCCAGACCUUCGGGCGCAGCAUGCAGCUGCUGUUCCGGCUGAUGACCUCCGCCGGAUGGAACGACGUGCUGGAGUCGCUGAUGAUACAGCCACCCGACUGCGACCCGUUUAUCCAUGGGCAGACGAACGGCAACUGCGGGCACCCCUUGCUGGCCAUCACCUACUUUACGAGCUUCAUCAUCAUCAGCUACAUGAUCGUGAUCAACAUGUACAUUGCCAUCAUCCUGGAAAACUUCAACCAGGCGCACCAGGAGGAGGAGAUCGGCAUUGUCGAGGACGAUCUGGAAAUGUUCUACAUUCGCUGGUCCAAAUAUGAUCCACAUGCCACCCAAUUUAUACACUUCUCGCAACUGUCCGAUUUUAUUGCCUCUCUCGAUCCACCAUUGGGCAUCUCGAAGCCCAAUAAUGUCGCUUUAGUGUCAUUUAAUCUGCCCAUCUCUAAGGGCAAUAAAAUACACUGUCUCGACAUUUUGCACGCGCUCGUGAAGCACGUGCUAGGUCAUGUCGAGGAGACCGAUAACUUCAAACAGUUGCAGGAACAAAUGGAUGUCAAGUUCAAGAAACAGUUUCCAACGCGCAAAGAAUUGGAAAUUGUUUCGUCGACGCGGAUCUGGAAGCGCCAGGAAAAGGCGGCCAAGACCAUUCAGACGGGCUGGAAGGAGUAUUUGCGGCGCAAGCGGGAGAAGGAGCGCUCCAACUCCGGGGACAGCGCUACCCAAACCUCCAGCCCAGGCGGAUGGCAGUCCAAGCUCUCGGCGUUGAACUUCUUCCACCUCCAGGUGAGCCGUCGGGGAACCGCCUGUUCCAGUCGGGCCUCGUCCCGGAAAUCCUCGCGUGCCUCCGAUGCCUCCGACCUCAGCGAGCUGGCCGGGCCCUGGCUUAACCUGCCGCUGAUGCUCGUCUCGGGGGCCGACGACGUGGUCAAGGACAUCAAGCAGCAGAGCGACGAGAUGGGCAAACGCGGUAGCAUAUUUGUGGAAGCGCCUAGAGCAAGUCGUCGCCGAAGCUUUUAUAAUUUCUUUUUGCGUCAUCAGGAUGCUGUCGAUGACAGCUUAACCUCACCUUCAGUACAUAGAAAAACAGCAGCUAUGAACAACACGACCACCACCACCUCAACCUCCGCCUCCACCUCUGGCACGACCUCCUCCACCGCCACCUCCUCAGCCACUGGGUGUGGCCCGGCAGCCACCUCCGCCUCCGACGGCGACCGACACCAGGCGGUGGGGGGUGGGUCGGCUCCCUCACGUAAGCGCGCCUCUAGUUUCAUCCGCAAGAAACCGCCCCUAGAAAGAGGUUUGUCAGCACAAAGCGCUUUAAGAGUAAACAAGAACGCUUUUGUCUCCGAGGCGCCCGCCCCCGAGGUGAUCGUCACCCGGCCCUCGCCGGACCAGCAGCCGCACCCGCACUCGCUCAGCCUGCGGCCGGACAACGCCACCCUGGUCCACGUGCUGGUGCACCGCGAGAGCGAGGAGUACAAGGAGGAGGACGAAAGCGGCACAUCCUCACCCGGAAACGGAAAUGGCAGCGCCAGUGGCAGUGGCAUUGGCCUGGAGAGGCUGGCCAAGCAGGCGCCGCCUCAGAUUCGCAUCAGCACGGGCUCCGUGGAGAGCCCCAUGGACACGUGCGCGAUGCCCACGGUGCAGAUAAUGGUGGACAGCCCCAAGGAGCCGCCACGUGGCGACUUCAGCGCCGAGUUCGCCGCCCGCGCUGUGCCGGCCGUCGAGGACGUGGAUGCGCCCAUCGACGUGAAUGUGCAGGGCGACACUUCGCAGGUGUUCUACGACUACAAUCCCGACGAGGGCUCCAUUUGCGACCCGCUGGACGAGGAGCAGCAGAAGAGUGCGCAGGACGAGGCACUUCCGGUCAGGCAGAGAUGACCUCCGGUCAGCACUCCGCAGCAGGACUCGGAGCAGCGCUCCAGCAGUGGCAGUGGCAGCGGUUGCAGCAGCAGCAGCAGCACAAGCAGCGCCAGGAGCAGCUCGUCCUCCUCGUCGUCGGCGGCGUCGGCAGCCGCUCCUCCGGCGCAGCGUCCAAGUUGACAACAUCCAGUCUGAGUGCGUAUUCGAUGCCGUUUCCUGUGUGCAUUUGUGUCAGAACUCGUAGUUUCUUAGGCUUAGGAUUAGGCUUAGGCACGGGGCUCGCCUCUUUGUUAUCAUAGUCGAUUACCUAUAUAAUUAUAUACUAGUCGCUUUAUACGAUAUACAGAUAUACACAUAUACAGAUACGGAGCUAUCCAAAUUUAUACAUACAGUAUCAGCCUAAGGAGGAAAUCAAUAUUAACUAUGUUAACAAGAACGUGCAUUAAACCGUUGUAGUACUCGAAUCAAAUCAAAAAUCCGAGUGAGUCGGAAUCGGAAUCGCCAUCAUUAUGGUUAUCGUCACAAUCAGAAUUGGGAAAGAGGAGAUCUGUCGGUAGUUUACUGCCCGAUUUAGUCUUAGUCAGAUGGGUCGACCCACAAAGGAAAGAGCUAACGAAGGGUGUUGUAAUAGCACUUUUCCUUUCGUGGGCCGGCUUUCUUGAAAAUUUCGAAGGUUGUUUUUGAACUAUACAAUACACAGAGAUUGGCAUUACAUGCAGACAUUACACGUGUAACUAACUAUCGCGGUUAGACCUAGGCUCAUUACUGUAGUGUUUGUUUUCUCAAUAACCGACCUGCGUACACGGAGGUGUAGGCAAGUAGUAUCUAAAUACAUUUUGUACAUAUGCCAAAGGAAGUAUUUUAAACUAAAGAGCUAUUACUAUAGUUACAGACAUAUGACAUUAGUUAGAGAAAAUUUAUUGAAAUAUUUAUGAAGGUUUUUCGUUACGAUAGCGCAUUAAAUUGCCGAUUACCCAUACGAUUACGCUAGCGAAUAUUAUCCAUACCCGAUCGUUCGAAGUACAAAAGCGAAGUAUUAGUAGAUUCGAAUAUCAUUAUAUUGUAUUAUUGUAUUGUACAUAUCUUACGGCCCUCCCCGAUCCCGCGCCCUUUCUCUUCUACAUUCAACGUUAAAAGAACUAAGCCAAAAAGCAUGUGAGGUGAUUUUGUACUCAACACACUCACUUAUUCAAAUCGAACCUAGUCCCAGUCGGGAUCUACACUGCACUAUAAAUGAAAGCGUUACGAAACGAAUCCAAGCAAACACUAAUCAAUCAGCAAUCCUACCUAAGUACCAACGAGAGUGACUCUUACCAUUGUGUCGCGUUUAGUUAGUUUUCCAAUUAGUGUCUCUGAAACAGCAAAUCAAAAGCAAGAUGCAACCAGUGUGGUCUCCAGUGCAAAGAGCAACCAACAAGCUUCCACAAGAACUCUAUUUUAGCAAACUAAUUUGCCAUUUACACUCGACUUCUUUGUACGACUCUUUGAUAAUGGUUAGGUCGGGCCAAGUUUCCAAGAAACUCGCCUUGUUUUGUUACUUUUUAAGUGUUGUUCUCUCUCUUAAGUCUCCAUUGUGAUCGCAUUAAGUUUAAACAUCGAACGGGAACAGAAACAGGAAGAGGAGUUAAUAUGUGCACAUUAUAUACUCCAAACGGAGAGAAUAGGAACAAAUACCGAGUUACUUCUGCACAUCCGCGCCAUCCAGGGCACUCCACUCGAGUUAGGUCGAGUCAACGCUACUCUUGCUCCACUUUCAUAACUUAACAACAGACAAUCAGACAGCGAUUGAUAGUAAAUUGAAAUUCUAUGGUACCAACUAAAUCGUUUUCUCCAGGAACAAACCAAACAACCAAAUAAACGUACACACAAAAACUUAAUUGUGAUUUUAACUGCAAUUUUUACACGAAAAAUAAAACAACUAAGGUCAUAAUUUUUAAUUAGAAUUGUUAACAAAGGAAACAAAACCAACAACAGACCGAAACCAAACACUCGUCAAUUAAGUGAUAUUUAAUAUUGGUACGUACUCGUAUUCGAUUGUACAUAAACGAAAAACGAUUAUGAUAAUGAUAACGAAAUAGCAAUAGAACCUAAUCCAACCACAAAAAACAAACAGAAAACCAAACAAAAAAUUUGCUUGAAAAAAAGAGAGAAAGCUUUAAAUUUAGUUAUCUUCAGCAAAAGCGAUUGAAAAGAUAUUACGAUUAGUGGCGAGCCUAGACGAGUAGGAGCGAAGCAACUGAUGAGGGAUGUUUAAUUUAGUCAUAGAGUAUAACGACAAUAAAACGAACGAGGCAUACUCAAAUAUAUAGGCGCGUGUUCGAGGCGUCUUCGUUACCGAAUCCGAAACUCAAAUUAACAGCAGGCACCACACCAACCGGGGUAAUGACGAAAACCUAGCUCUUAGAUAUUAUUAUCGAAUAGAACGCGUAACUGCAUUAGAUGAAGCUUUGCUCCCAGUCAAGUCAAGUCAAGCCCAUAGCGAAACGAACCAAUCGGCAUCAGAAGGGAGGAGAACCGAACCGAACCGAGUCCUGUGCAUUUAAAGUUCGCGGCCCCGCAGGCAGGACAUCAGGCAGGACAUCACGACCCCAAAAAGGAGAAGGAGCGAGAGGUGGAUGCAGGCAGGCGGUGCACGAAUAAGUACACAAAUAUACCUAUAGUUAGCAAUACGGCUGGUUUGAUUAGACAUGCCUUACAGAAUACACGAUUUUAUUUAUAUAUACGUAUUUAUUGUUGAGAUUAAAGUAUAUACGAACGGUAGGAGUUAGCGUUUCAUCGGCCACGCUACCAGCAGCAGAAUAAGACGAAUAUACAACUUAAACCAAGAGCUAAACAGAAACCGAAUCAGAAUCAGAAUCAGAAACCAAAUCAGAAUCAGAAUCAGAAGUAGUAGGAAGUUCAACGCGUUCCGAGAACUAAGUCAAUUAUUUUGGUUUGCCGCUUUUAAGGUCCUAGUCCUAGUCCUAGUCCUAGUCCUAGCCCUGUAACAAAGACAAGAGCAAGAGCAACUAGAGCGAUAUUAAGUCGAGUAACUAAACUACAGUUAAUAGCAAUUCAAAUUCUAGCUUAGCUUAGCCAUUGCUUGCGCUUGAAUCCAACAACUCUGACACUUCGACACUCUGUCGUAAUUUACACGCUCCAACGGAUCAAAUCAAAAUUCUGGCCCGCACUCCGCCGCAAGCUUAGUUUCCGUUGCUGUCGGAAGCCGUUCGAAACAAUAAUUAGGCUGAAUGGUAAAAAUGGUUAACAAAUUAUAGCCGCAUAGUUCGCAUAAGUUUCCACUCGGAUUUCCAUUGCCGUUGAUUGCCUCGUUAGCCCGCUAGGUCCGUGAAAUUCGAUUUGGUCCGCUACGCUCAGUUCAGCUCUGACUCAAAUAGGAGAUUUUUAUAGGCGAGCGAGUCGCCGAGUAUAAACGUUAAGGAUCCAUUAACCAUAAUAUGUGGCUAACACACAUUUUGAACCGAAUCAUAUCAAAUCAAAACCAAACAAAAACCAAAAACAAAAAACCAAUACAAAGAAAUCCAAGUAAAGGGAAUAACUAAAUGAACUCUCUAAGAAGCGUAAAUCUAACAUUUGAAAUUAAAUAUUUACUCGGGUACAAAUGGUACAGUAAAGAUAUUCGUUUAUACAAUAUUUACUGUCUAUAUAACCAUUAUAUACUACUUACUUACUGACAAUUAUUAAGGGUUUUGUUCAAUUUCAUUACUCGUAUGUUAAUAAAAACAAUUUCCGACUAA